Messenger RNA from Odocoileus virginianus texanus, 1536 nucleotides. It is a transcript of the gene TP53I13, whose product is annotated as tumor protein p53 inducible protein 13. Gene Ontology annotation, cellular component: cytoplasm. Lineage: Eukaryota; Metazoa; Chordata; Mammalia; Artiodactyla; Cervidae. The record is from RefSeq and is a predicted model, not a curated record.
GGGCACGCGGGCGGCGUGGGUGCGCGGGGGCAGGCCCUGGCGGCGAGCGUUCCCUUGUUGGCUGGGCGGCCGGCUGGCCUGGGGCGGGCCGGGAUGGCGCCUCCUCCUCCGCCGCCCCAGCUGUUGCUCCUGGCCGCCCUGGCGGGGCUCCUGGGUCCCCGUGAGGUGGUGGCUGAACCGGCGGCGGAGGAGGCGGGAGCCCGUUGUCCCGAGGGCCUGUGGCCUCUGCCUCCACAGGUGUCACCAAGAGUGACCUACACACGAAUGCGGCCACGGCAGGCUGAGGAUGUCAGCUUCCUUUACCACCCCUGUGCCCACCCCUGGCUGAAGCUCCAGCUUGCCCUCCUCGCCCACACUUGUGUGGCCCAGCCCUCACUGGCCCCUGAUUCCAGCCUCACCCAGGAUCGGCCCCUUGUACUGGCAGCAUGGGGGUUAGCGCUGGAGAUGGCGUGGGUGGAGCCGGCCCGGGCUGCCCACUGGCUGAAGAGGAGGCAGCGGCGGAAGCAGAGGAGAGAGAAAGCUGGGUUCCAUUUUGACGCUGUUCCUGGGCCCCCUUCCUUGGUGCCCACGCUGGGCAGAGGGAAGCUGUGCCAUCGGCGAGGGUGUGUGCAGGCCCCGGCUUUGGCCUUUACUCUGAGGAGCUGGCGGCCCCCCGGCAUGGAGGUGGAAUCUAGCAGACCUGGGCAGCUCUUUGCUAGUGGUGCCAGGAGACGUGGGCUGCGGGCCGCCUUUGGUCUCCAGCCCACCCCCUCAGCCCCGAGGUUCCCCUCUGUUUCCCCAGGGAGCUUGGAGGCCAAGCAGCCCAUGUUGGGACCUCAGGGUGAAGGUGAUAAUGCCCGGUCUGUGCCCACUAGCCCACUGCUGCCUGGGGGACCAGGAAGCAAUGUCAGCUCCAGGCUGGAGGCUCAGCCGCCCAAAGGGCAGAACAGCCCUGGGGGCUGUGCCUGUCCGGGUCAGGCUUCCCCGGCCCCUCGGGCAGCAGCGCCACCAAGGGCUGCCCGCGGCCCCACCCCUCGCACGGAGGAGGCCGCCUGGGCGGCCAUGGCCCUGACUUUCCUGUUGGUGCUUCUCACACUGGCCACGCUCUGCACUCGGCUGCACCGAAACUUCAGACGCGGGGAGAGCAUCUACUGGGAGCCCACGGUGGACAGCCGGGACACCGUGGCUGCUGUGCUGAAGCGGAGGCUGCUGAUGCCCCCUCGCCGGGUCAAGCGCUCCCGCCGGAGACCCCUCCUCCCGCCCACGCCGGACAGCGGCCCGGACGGGGACAGCUCCGAGUGACCUGCACCGGCCCUGCCGCUGUGGCAGGUCCGGCUCCUCCCCGCGCCGGAGGCCGCGACCUCCGCCACGUGGCCCGCGCGCGGGGCCGCCCCCUGGCGGCCGGAGGGAGCAGUCACGCCCGAGCGCGGCUGAUGGGCUGGUCCUAUGUGUGGCUUGCUGGGAGGAACGGGGUGGGGGAGGAGGAGGAGAAAGGAGCAGUUUCAGCCUCCGUUGCAAAAACUCUGUUUUUAUUAAAUUAUUUUAGUAGAGGCUGGA